Molecule: messenger RNA, 809 nt
Organism: Saccostrea cuccullata (small rock oyster)
Lineage: Eukaryota; Metazoa; Mollusca; Bivalvia; Ostreida; Ostreidae
Exons: 4
Coding region: 1-450 (149 amino acids)
Biological process (GO): protein O-linked glycosylation via mannose
Cellular component (GO): endoplasmic reticulum membrane
Molecular function (GO): mannosyltransferase activity; protein binding
Source: RefSeq, a predicted model, not a curated record
AUGAAAGGUCAUGAGGAUAUAAAGAGUACAGAAGAACUGAUGAAGUUAGGACAGGCUUUUUCUGACACAGGGAGGGUUGAUGAAGGAAUAAAAUUUACCCAGCAGGCCAUAGACAAAGACCCCCACUUCCUUAUAGCUCACCUGAACAAAGCCAAGAUGUACAUUCAGAAGAAUGACGAUAAAAAAGCAGAAGAAAAACUGAAGGUUUGUUUAGAGAUGAAUCCCAAAUUGUGGGACGUACAUGCUACAUAUGGAGACUUCCUUAUGAGAAAACAGAGGUUUAAAGAGGCAGCACAAAUGUUCAGAAAGGUAGGGAAAAUAAGUCCAGACAUGAUUCCAUUCUGGGCAAAUCUUAGGAACGCCCUGCAACAAAGCGGUGACAACAAAGGGGUAAGGGAGACAAAUCUGGUUAUAGAAAGGCUUCAACGAGAACAACAGGAUAGACAGUGAUAAUAAUCGAGCUAAUUUAUACAAGUCACAAGUUCAAAGUCACACAGUGAUAAAUAUAGUGCUAAUUUAUACCAGUCACAAGUUCAAAGUCCUUAUGCCUGCAUUGUGGAGCAUAUCAUGAAAUUGCUGUAUUUAUUUUUUUUCUUAAGUUUUAUUUUAAAUUGUUGGGUUUUUUUUGCGUUUUUGCAUGCAUGUGUGUGCAGAAAAAACAAUCUGUCUCAUUUCUUGUGGUUAGAAAGGGAAAUUUUAUUAUGGAUGAAAAGGGGAAUUAUUUAAUUAUUACAAUGUAAUUUUUUUCAGUUUAUGAGUGUAUUAUGGGGGGAUUAUGUAUGCUUAUGGCUUUCCAAUUCAUAUUUUUC